Struthio camelus australis is the source of this 8534-nucleotide messenger RNA. Lineage: Eukaryota; Metazoa; Chordata; Aves; Struthioniformes; Struthionidae. The record is from RefSeq and is a predicted model, not a curated record.
AUGUCCUGCAAGAUACGGUUUUGUCAGCUCCUGCAGAUGGAGCUGAGCAGGGCGCAAGGACAAUAUCAGCAGGUAAAUGUUCCUGAAGACCAAGCAGACAAGUUGCUCCUUGCAAGCUGGGGUCUUCCCAAAGCAGUUCUGGAGAAAUACCACAGUCUGGGAGUAGUACAGAUGUUCGAAUGGCAAGCAGAGUGCCUAAUGCUUGGACAAGUUCUGGAAGGGAAGAACCUAGUUUACUCAGCUCCUACCAGUGCUGGGAAGACUCUUGUUGCUGAAUUGCUCAUUUUGAAGCGAGUCUUGGAGACUCGUAAGAAAGCUCUUCUGAUCCUUCCCUUUGUCUCUGUGGCCAAAGAGAAGAAACGUUAUCUGCAGGCCUUGUUUCAGGAGGUGGAUGUGCAAGUUGAAGGCUACAUGGGAAGCAUCUCUCCCGCUGGACAUUUCUCUGCCCUGGAUGUUGCUGUCUGCACCAUUGAGAAAGCCAAUGGUCUAAUCAAUAGACUCAUAGAAGAAAAUCAAAUGGACUCGCUGGGAAUGGUGGUUGUAGAUGAGUUGCAUAUGCUGGGAGACUCUCAUCGAGGAUAUCUCUUGGAACUCCUCCUGACCAAAGUUCGAUAUGUUACAGAGAAGGUUGCAAAGCGACAGGCAAAGAUGACCAGUCCUGGUUUUAGUGGGAUACAGAUAGUAGGCAUGAGUGCUACCCUCCCUAACUUGGGACUCCUAGCCUCGUGGUUGGAUGCAGAGCUGUACUGCACAGACUUUCGUCCUGUGCCCCUCAUGGAGUGGGUGAAAAUUGGCAGCAACAUUUAUGACUCUUCCAUGGGUCUAGUGCGAGAAUUCCAGCCCAAGCUUCACCUGAAGGGAGAUGAAGACCAUAUUGUGAGCCUGUGUUAUGAGACUGUCUGUGAUGGUCAUUCAGUCCUACUCUUCUGUCCAUCCAAGAACUGGUGUGAGAAGCUGGCAGAUGUCAUUGCCAGGGAGUUCUACAAUUUGCAGCAAGCUGAGAGUUCUGCAAAAAACUCAGCCCUUUCCCCGGUUGUUGUGGACAGAGAAGGGUUAAACGAGGUUCUGCAUCAGCUAAAGCAUUCUCUCUCAGGCCUGGACUCUGUGCUCCAACGUACUUUACCAUGGGGAGUGGCAUUUCAUCAUGCAGGUCUUACUUUUGAUGAACGGGACAUGAUUGAAGGAGCCUUUCGCCAGGGCUUGAUUAGAGUCCUAGCAGCAACCUCCACGCUCUCAUCUGGAGUGAAUUUGCCUGCACGCCGAGUAAUUAUACGAACUCCCGUGUUUGGUGGCAAACUGCUGGACAUUCUCACUUACAAGCAGAUGGCUGGAAGGGCUGGCAGGAAAGGAGUAGACACAGUGGGGGAGAGCAUUUUAGUUUGCAAGCCCUCAGAAAGAUCGAAGGGAACGGCUCUGCUUCAGGGAUCUCUCAAGCCUGUUUGCAGUUGCUUGCUUAGAAGGGAAGGGGAAGGUAUCGCUUCUAGCAUGAAACGAGCAAUACUUGAGAUCAUAGUGGGGGGAGUGGCCAGCACUCCAGAGGAUGUGCAGACCUACGCUUCUUGCACUCUUCUUGCGGCCAGUUUGAAAGACAGUAAGUGGGGAAAUGAGAAAGAUCAAGACAAAGUGCAGAAUGGAGCUAUUGAGGCUUGUGUGGCAUGGCUGCUGGAGAAUGAAUUCAUUCAGGUUCUGGACUCUGCCAACAAAGCGAAAGUGAAAGUUUACCAUCCAACACAUCUUGGCUCAGCUACUCUUUCCUCUUCUCUUUCACCAACUGAAGCCAUGGGAAUCUUUGCUGACUUGCAGCGAGCUAUGAAAAGCUUCGUUCUGGAGAAUGAUCUGCAUAUUGUCUAUUUGGUUACCCCAGUGUAUGAGGAGUGGACCACAAUUGAUUGGUACCAGUUUUUCUGCCUAUGGGAGAAGCUACCUGCCUCAAUGAAGCGUGUAGCUGAGCUGGUGGGGAUUGAAGAAGGCUUUCUGGCUCGCUCUGUAAAGGGCAAAAUCAUAGCUAAAACAGAGAAACAGCAUAGACAAAUGGCCAUCCACAAAAGAUUUUUCGCCAGUCUUGCCCUCCUGGAUUUAAUCAGUGAGAUUCCCUUAAAAGAUAUGACCAAGAAAUACGGUUGUAGUCGUGGCCAGCUUCAGUCCUUACAGCAGUCUGCUGCCGUCUAUGCAGGAAUGGUAACAGUUUUCUCUAAUCGACUGGGCUGGCACAACAUGGAACAGUUGCUUUCUCAGUUCCAGAGCCGACUCACUUUUGGUGUUCAUAGGGAGCUAUGUGACUUGGUACGCAUCUCUCUGCUGAAUGCGCAGUGUGCUAGGAUGCUUUACAAUGCUGGCUUUGUCACAGUGGCUGAUCUUGCUAAAGCCAGCGCUGAUGAUGUGGCGACUGCUCUGAAGAAUUCAGUGCCAUUUAAAAGUGCUCGUAGGGCUGUGGACGAAGAUGAAGAGUCAGCGGAGGAGCGUCGGGCUAUGCGCAGCGUCUGGAUGGCCGGAAUGAAGGGCUUAAGUGAAAGUGAAGCGGCUUCCCUCAUUGUGGAGGAAGCCCGGGGACUUCUNNAGCAGGACUUGGCACUGAUGGGAGUGCAGUGGAACCCAGAGUCUUUUCUUGAGUCAAAUACAUCCUCUGUGACCAGCAAUGAGUCAGAACUGGAAGACAGAAUACGUAGAUCAAGUGGAGAAUGGUCUUCUCAGUCUUCUAGGGUACUAAACAAGCAGUGGCACACAGUUCAGCGUUGCAAUGGCCCUGGUUCUGCGGCUGGAAACUUAUCAAAUAUUAAAAAGGGAUAUAAAAGGCCACUAAGUGGUAGUACAGCAACCUCCAGAUUUCAGAGCGAAGUCCCAGGCAGGGGACAGGUUCGGGCAGAGGAAGGAAAUGGUGAUGUUGUGCGGAGUGCUAGAAAAAGGCCAAAUAUGAAUCGAGAUAAGGAAAACAUGGAAGGUAUUUCUCAGGUCAAAACCAAGACAGAUUCCAGGAGAGCAAUUCUACAACUCCCUAGUGAGCAGGGAGAGACACCAACAUUGAGAAAAACGUCUUCAGCUUCUAGAUUGAUAAGAAGUAUGGACACACAUUUAAAACGGACUAGGAACAAAACUACUUCAGAAACCGCUUCAAAACUGCGGAGGUCACUGCUUGAAGAUUCAAAUAUGCUUAGCACAGACAUACAGGAGCCUUCUGCUUUCCACCACCAUAUUUCUAAAGAUAUUUUUUUUCCUGACCAAAAUAAUAGGGAAUUUAUAGAAAAAGGGUCUGUGACUCAUGAAGUCCCAAAUUCUGUGCAGAUAGGGGAAAUUAACCUUGGCAGCAAAAAUAAAAUGUCAGGAUUGUUUACAGAGCCUUCCACCACUCGUGAAGGGAUGCCUAAGGGGAGAACACGUUUUCAGGCAGGUAUUGUAAUGCAGGGUACUUCACAGGUCAAUAUGGAGAUAGAUGAUAUUGUAGAAGGUCCGGUAAUACCUACUAGUGCUAGGACACUGAGAAAUGAAAAUAUCGAUGAUAAGCAGAAUGAAAUCAAUAAAAUGCAAGCAGGUAAGAGCUGUGCUGACGAGACGGUUGGUAAGUGGCAGACUGCUCUGGACACAGAUCACUGUAAUGUAACUGCCAGCUGUUCUGGAGAUGGACAUGUCCAUAAUGGUAGCAGGAAACAGAAUUCUGUGCAUUUUUGCCCUGGUGAGGAUAAAUCCUGCCACUUUCAGAUUCAGAAUAGUGGCAAAAAUAGGAGCAAAAAGCCUGAUGGAAUAUUAUUACCUGCUGGAGGAGUGCAGAAAGCCAACAGUCAUCCUGAGGAUUUUCUGAAAGACACUCUAUUAAAAUCCGGAGCUGCUUGUGAUGCAGAUGGUGUCCAGAGUGGUCCACUCUCUGAUCUGUUCUCUGACUCUAGAGACUUUGAAGACAGUUUCCAGUUGGAUACUCAGACUGAGAAGAUAAUAAAACAGGAGGAGGCAGUUGGAAUUGCAGGAGAGCAGGGAAAACGAGGUUCAGAGCUGGCAGCAUUACAGCUGCAGGAAAUCUCUGAGAAACUAAGCUGUGCUAGCACUUCACAGGCUGAAAAUGCUACUUCUGAAAGGCUGGUUGCAGAGGUUAGGAAACUGGGCUUAUCGAGUCUUGCCACAACAAAUAACAUUAUAAAAACCACAGAUCACCACUGCAGUAAUAAAGUUAGGGAAUCUGGAAGCCUUAAUUUACAGCCUGUGGCGAAGGAAACAGAAUCUGCACCUCGCCUUAAAGGAAAUGAUUUCUCAGUGACUGACUCCCAGCUGCACAGUUUUUUACAGGAUUACCAGACCCAAAAUUCAGUGAAAGGGGAGUGUGCUUCUAAAGGCCGUAAUAAAACAGCCUCUCCUGUUGGUGGGCAGCACCUUGUACAAGUAGAAUGCCAUCCUGUCCCUGAAACAAGCCUGAACAUGAGUGAUAGCUUGCUGUUUGAUGAUAGCUUCAGCAAUGUCAAUGACCUUUCAGCUGUUCACAUCAUGGAGGCUGACAGAGAAGAACCUGGGGCGAAGCAGGGGGCUUUGGUUCCCCUAGAUGGUCUUUUGCAGAACCUAAGACCUGUUCAGAAUAGAUUUGAUGUCAGUGGCAAUCACAAAGAGCAUGAGGAUCCUGCACAGUGUAACAAUGUGUCUCUAGCCUUCUCUGAUCUAAUAGCUGAAGUUUUAGAUCAUGCAAAUUCCCCAUCUUUUCAGGGAGAUCUUCCAUCUACAGUUCAUGGUCGGUCAGGAUUAAGAAACCCAGUGAUUUGCAAUGAUGAUCCCAGACCAAUGGACUUAGUGGGGGCUCAAAGUGAGACGCUCCAAAGAAGCCAACUAGCUUCAGACAAGAAAGUCUAUCCAGGGGUGUGGACUGACUGCACAUUUGAACUCAGCCCAGGAUUGCAGGAUGUAUUAGACAAAUGGCCUAGUUCUUCAGGCAUUGAACCAGUUUCAAUAAGUCCAAGAAGCUCCUGUUGGAAAGGAAAAUUGGUUGCUUCUAACACUAAUCGAGAGCCAGCUCCAGUUUUUGAAUUUGAGUGUUGUCAGCCAGAGCCUUUGCCCACGUGCCAGAAUUCAAAAAACUGUUUCAAAGGUAAAGAAAACAAAAUGGGAGCCUUGGAUGCUCAGAAAUUAGAUUGUAUCACUCUUCCGCUCAAGGGAAGUGGCAGAACAUCUGAUCCGCUACCAGAUAGUAUUAAUGGGUUUAUUCCUCCAACACCCCCAAAAGAACUUUUUCCAAAGAGUUCUGUUUCCCUCUCUGUGAAAUCUGGAAAGAAGAGACGCAUCAGCUGCGCAAAUGAAGGGCAGCAGUUUCCAUCAAAGCAGAAUAGGAAGGGUGAUGGAGAGCAGCAGGUAAAAACACUGCAGUCGAAUGCUGGGAGUGCAGACCCAAUUGAGACUGAUGUAAAAGAUGAUUCUGUUAUAGACCAAGGCUUUUCACUGCAGCUGUCUCAGGAUGUUUUGCCACGCGUUCCAUUAAGUGCUGAAAGCUUCACGAUUAUUGAUGUAGCAAGUGACAAAGCACUUUUCCAGACUUUUAUUGCAGAAUGGAGAGAGAAAAGCAGAUUCUCCAUCUCGGUAGCAUGUGAAAGAACAAAACGUCUUUUGUCUCCCAGAUCAGCAAUUGGUGGCAGGUUCAGAGAAGUUAAAUCACCUCAGUGGAUGCAAGUUAAAGAUGACGGAUUUCCUGUCCAAGGCUGUGAAGGCAUCUUGGUAGUUGGACUGGCAGUGUGUUGGGGUGGAAAAGAUGCCUACUAUAUCUCUUUGCAGCAGAAACAAGACCAGAUGGAAAUCAGUAUGAGCUUGGCACCACCACCUUUGGACGAAAGCCUGUCUGUAACAGAGAGACUGUAUUAUCUGCAGCUGUACCUGCAGAAUAAAACAAAGCAGGAGCGCUCGCUUAUCAUGUACAACUUCAUUCAGCACUACAAGACCCUGGUGAUGGCUUGUGGCAUCUCCUUGGAAGGAAGUUUUGAGGACCCAAAGGUUGCGUGUUGGCUGCUUGAUUCUGGCUCUAAGGAGCGUACGCUUCACAACAUGGUGACGAACUUUCUCCCUCACGAGCUACCCCUACUGGAAGGGGUAGGCACUGGCCAGGGGGUGCAGAGCCUGGGGCUUAGUGCCAGUACGGAUUGUUCUGGGCGGUACAGAGCAGCUAUAGAGUCUGUGCUUAUCUUCAAUGUCAUGAACCAACUCCAUAAUGAAUUACAGAAGGAAAAUCUGACAGAUGUGUUUUCUAAAGUGGAGAUGCCCACCCAUUAUUGCUUGGCUCUGCUGGAGCUGAAUGGCAUUGGUUUUAGCACAACAGCAUAUGAAACCCAGAAACAGGUCAUGCAAGCUAAACUGAAUGAGAUUGAGACCAAGGUGUAUCAGCUUGCUGGCCACAGCUUCUCCUUGACCAGCCCUGAUGAUAUCGCAGAGGUUUUGUUCCUGGAGCUGAAGUUGCCGCGAAACGGAGAUGUGAAAAUUAAAGGGAACAAGAAAACUCUGGGUUGUGCCAGAAGAGCAACUGCUAAUGGGAGCAGGGUUAGGCUGAGUAAGCAGUUCAGUACAACCAAGGAUGUUUUGGAGAAAUUAAAGGCGCUUCACCCAUUGCCAGGGCUGAUACUGGAAUGGAGAAGGAUCAACAAUGCCAUUACUAAAGUGGUGUUCCCACUACAGAGGGAAAAGCGUUUCCAUCCUGCACUAGGAAUGGAGAGGAUAUAUCCAGUGUCACAGACUCACACAGCUACAGGUCGAAUAGCCUUCACAGAGCCAAAUAUCCAGAAUGUGCCAAGAGACUUUGAGAUAGAAAUGCCAAUCGUGGUUGAAGAGAGCCCACCCUCCCAAGCCCAGGGAAAUGGUUUUUCUCGUGCUGUUUCUGGAGGAAGAGGUAAAAAACAUUCCCGUGCUUUGCCUGAUGGCUCCAAGGCUCAGGCUGAAGACAGAGCUGAAGAAAGAGGAAUCCCAUUUUCUGUUAGCAUGAGGCAUGCUUUUGUUCCUUUCCCAGGUGGCUUAAUCUUGGCUGCUGAUUACUCUCAGCUUGAACUGAGGAUCCUUGCUCACUUGUCUAGUGACUGCCGACUCAUUCAAGCCUUGAGCGGAGGUAUUGAUGUCUUUAAGAGCAUUGCAGCGGAAUGGAAAAUGAUUGAUCCUGAAGCUGUUGGAGAUAGCAUCAGGCAACAAGCUAAGCAGAUUUGCUAUGGAAUCAUCUAUGGAAUAGGAGCAAAAUCUUUAGGCGAGCAGAUGGGGAUUGAUGAAAGUGAAGCUGCCGACUACAUUGAGUCCUUCAAAUCCAGAUACACAGGGAUUCAGAAGUUCUUGAGGGAGACGGUGCGGAGCUGCAAAAGAGAUGGGUUUGUGCAGACUAUUCUUGGGAGACGGAGAUAUCUGCCAGCUAUCACAGAUCCAAACCCCUACAGUAAAGCUCAUGCAGAGCGACAGGCUGUGAAUACAACUGUUCAGGGAUCUGCUGCUGACAUCGUCAAAACAGCCACCGUGAACAUUCAAAGGCGCCUGGAAGGUUUCUCCUCUGCGAUCAAGUCCCAUGGACAUCUGGAGAGCUCAUUCCAGAGGGAUAAGACUGGAAGGCUAGAGGGGAAGAGAAGCAGAGGGAUGUUACCUCCUGUCAGUGGAGCUUUCUUUAUUCUCCAGCUCCAUGAUGAGCUCCUCUAUGAAGUCGCAGAGGAUGAUGUCAUCCAGGUAGCUCAGAUUGUCAAGCAUGAGAUGGAAAAUGCCGUCAAAAUCUCGGUAAAGCUGAAUGUUAAAGUGAAAAUUGGACCUAGCUGGGGGGACCUGCAGGACCUGGAGCUUUAGACGUGAAAUGCAGCUUUCUUGCCUGUGAUGAAGCUGAGCGCACCAUGGACUGGACAGAGCAAGUGCCAGAGUACUCACAGACUCACAGGCAGUGAUGGACCUGUGCGCGGUGCCAUCCUCUUGCGUCCUCUUUUUGCACAUAUCAUUACAAACUGCCUUCUGAAGUGUGUCAAGGAAGCUGGUAUGAAUUCACCAAGCCAAACCGCUCAAAGGUCAAACUGUGCAGUGAAGCACGUUUUUAGAACUCUGAAGUUAUUAAUUGCUGAAGCGUAAUAUUUAAAUUAUUUUAUGUUAAAAUAUGCUUGUUCUUGUAAUUUAAAAAAAAAAAAAAAAAAGCUCCAAAGCCUAAUGGAUUUUCUACACCUGAAAUGAACUAGAAUACUUUACUAAAACAAAGUGCAAAGAUUGUUUGGAAGUGGAUGGGUAUAACUGUGCAUAGGACAAGAAUAAACUGUCAUUGUGUUUGCAUGUAAUGUUGAAUUUACAGGCCUCUGCGAGGAUCAUUCUGUAAUGAAUUCUGCAGGUGAUAUCAAAGUGUGGAAAUGGCUUUACAGCUGGCUGUAUUUCUUGGUGACUAGCUGUGCAGUGUUCGCAGUAAGUGGAACUGUGCUUGGUUGGCCUUGAAAGUGCUUUGCUGACUGACUGGUGUAAUUCUUCCUUCUGUUGCUGCCUGGCAAACUGGCCGUGAGAGGGAUAGUGUUUGGACUCCUUAUAGUUGACACAAAACCAUCAGCAGAAACAUUCAUUUUAAAGAAUAAAAUCCUGAACUCCAA